UGUUAUACACAUGUAUCCAAUAGAAGUCCACAGAAUGAAGAGAUGGUGAAUGAAACAUUUCAUGUGGAUGCAUCAGUUGAAGAGGUCGAAGAGGGGCAACAUUUGUAUGAAGAUGGGAAUGCUGUUGCUGAUAACGAGACCGAAAACGAUGCUAUUCCAGAGGGGGAGGAGCUUGAGAUUUAUGAAAAUCCUCGCGACUCCAUCUACUAUUGGGGUCCGUGUCCUACUGAUCCAAACUAUGGACAGUAUUUCCUACCUGGAAGAAGAUUGAUAAAUGCACAUAUUGAUCAUACACUUUUGUGCCGAAGAUUUGUGCCUGAUGGCAUCCAGAUCAGACGUGUGCCAGACAUUGAACUACCGAAAUAUUUAGAAUCGGGAACGUGUUCAGCCGUUGACGAGGCUCGUGUGUUGUCCAGAAGAAAAGUGAAGUUUAACACCGACCUCGAAAAGAGAACUAUUACAAAGAAAGAAGUCAUUGACAAAAAGGACUAUAUGAUACCAGAGUGCAGACAAAUUGAAACAGUGAAGGUCGAGAAACGACCGAAAUUCAACUUUGGUUUCGUAAAGAAGGUAUUGAAAAAGUUAAAGUUUAAGAAACGGGACAAAUUGAAGAGUAGUGAUGGGUUGAAGUCUUGUUUGAAAAAGCCAAAGCCCAAAGAAGUUGAAGGGGCUGAAACUGAAACUGAGACGGAAACCGGCUUGAGGCGAUGCCACUCCUGCGUCGUUUUGGAUAGUCGAAAACUAGAUCCUACUCAAGAGCGCCCGAAGAUGCUUCUUAGACUCAANGGUAGAAACUGA
Messenger RNA from Lodderomyces margitis, 798 nucleotides. RefSeq lists its product as uncharacterized. The annotation marks the transcript as partial. The record is from RefSeq and is a predicted model, not a curated record. NCBI's taxonomy places the organism in Eukaryota, Fungi, Ascomycota, Pichiomycetes, Serinales, Debaryomycetaceae. The transcript has a single exon.